AUGAUCUUAGUGCUUGAAGCGAACAAUCUUGACUGGAAAGAUUUCGAUAUAAGAGCAUUAUUCAAACGAUUUCAUAAUCUCUACUGCAAUGCAAUCUCCAACCCAUUUCAUAAAUUUGGUGAUGAAAUUCGGUCAAAAUCCUUACUGGAAGCUGCCGCACAAUUAAUAAGUACUAAUGUCGAAGUGUGA
Molecule: messenger RNA, 189 nt
Organism: Cooperia oncophora
Lineage: Eukaryota; Metazoa; Nematoda; Chromadorea; Rhabditida; Trichostrongylidae
Source: the annotation of a GenBank genome assembly